Molecule: messenger RNA, 2451 nt
Organism: Mesorhabditis spiculigera
Lineage: Eukaryota; Metazoa; Nematoda; Chromadorea; Rhabditida; Rhabditidae
Source: the annotation of a GenBank genome assembly
AUGUUCAGUGAGCGUCUGGUUUCGAUUGCGCCCCCUGCUAGGACCGAUGACCCUGAUGCUCCUCCUUCCUACCUACCAACGGAACCUACGAAUCCGCGAUUCAAUGCCCAAGCCAAAAAGAACAAAAAUUUCCGCCCUGAUAUUCACAUCAUCUUGAUCGACUCGUGCUCAUCGACCCUGGCGAGGAGAGCCAUCCCGCAGACCCUCACUUUUCUCGAGCAAAAAAUGGGCGGAGUUUUUAUGCACCAUUUGAAUAGAGUGGCUGAUAAUAGCCACCCAAACGGAGCCCUGAACCGGAUCCUUGGCGUCGACAAGGAGUUCGAGAAGGAGAGGCUGGCAAAUUGCAUGGAAGAGUGGCACGCAUUACUGAAAUACCAUGGGCAGUUUGCCGCUGGGUACAAAAAUAACCCGAAAUUCGGCCUCUCCUGGCUGGUAUCACUACUUCACGGAAACGCAAACAUGCUCUAUCACACGGACGACUAUUUUUUGAAAUAUUUUCAAGAACAUGAAAAGACAUUCGACAACUCGUUCGUGUUCUUCAUGGGUGAUCAUGGGCCGAGGAUUGGGCCGACCACCGGCACAGAAAUGGGGCAGCGAGAAGUGAAUAACCCGAUGUUGAUGCUGAUGGUUCCGAAAUUUUUGAGGGAAAACAAGGAGCUGAUGACCAAUCUCAAAGCCCACUCGACGAGUCUGCUAACCCACUUUGACGUCUACGCGACGCUGCAGGACAUCUUAAAGAAUGCUCACGCUACAAACUACACAUCUUUUAAAUAUGAACAAAUUCUAAAUCCAAACCCAAAUAAUGGGACCUCGAUUCUGCGCCCGCGAGGGCCAUUUGAGGACAGGAAUUGCCAAAAUGUGCCGGUCACUGGGGAUUACUGUCUAUGUGAAUUUAAUAAAACUGAGAAAAAUUUCGUCCCAAUGGGCAAAUUUGCGGUCGAAUUGAUCAACGAAUAUGUGGAGCAGGAGAUGCUCACCGAUCUUUGCGCCCCGCUGAGCUUGGGAAAGUCUUCGCCCCCGGAGAGGUGGAGCCUCUACCUCGCCCAGAUGCCGACUUUGCAUCUCUCGUACGAGGGCAAGAAGAAGCCCGCCGAGUUGCCCCUCGUCACGUUCAAGCAGUUCCAGAAGCUGCCCCUCGAUUUGUGGGUGCUGGUCAGGAACGCGCUCACCCCGGCCGACCUGCUGUGCUUGGCCGAUGCCGAUCGGUUCUUUAAGGCCGUCCUCUUGCCUCCCGUCGCGAUUGUCCCUUCAUCUACCGUCUCCGGCGCGAAGCCACUGACCAUCGUCAAGCCGAAGGCUGAGAGCGAGAAAGCGGCCGACAUCCUCAUCACGUUCGAGCAGUUUGCGGAAAUGCCGCAGGACGUCUGGCUGCUUUUGAUGGAGCACUUCAGCCCGAUCGACAUGCUCAACUUGGCGUAUGCCGACGACUUCUUCAAGGGACUCAUCACGGCGUCGCCGAAACGCUGGGCCUCGUUCGUCGAGCAUACGUCGUCGGGCUACGGCGAACUUGAUGCCAAGUAUCGCCCGGAAUCCUGCACGGAAAUGGUGUUUUGCAGGACUUAUGCCCUGUCGCGCAGCCAGAAACGCUGGGAGGCAGAGCGCAAAUAUCUGCUCGCCUACGGCAAUGAAUACACUUACCCGCGCGAGGUCUUUGGCGACCCGCCAUUUGAGGAUGGGCUCUGCCGUCAUGUUCCGCCUGACGUGGGCACCAAAUAUAGCAGCUACAAGUACGUCCUGGAUACCAAGCUACUCAAGGAUUUCCACCGCAUCGUCGUCCCGGCCUUGAACACGCUCAUCGACCAAUGGGAGAGACGCGAGCGUGAGAUCGAUUACAUCACCUUCAACGCCCAGGAGUCGCCACAGCCAGGACGCCACUAUCGCAUGUGGAACAACUUCAGGGAGUUGCACCCAGAUAUCCUGCUGCUGCCAAAAGAAUUGUGCGAGAAGCGCACGGACCCGAUCCGGCUCUACGACCUCGACAGGCUGGCUUUGAUUCGGCGUGGCCCCGAGAGCCACGAGGGGCUCCUCAUCGGCGUCUACGGGGCCAGCAUCGUGCUCUUGGCCUGUGAUUACAACUUCCGCAGGCAGCGCACCUGUGACGAGCUCAACAAAUUCCUCCGCGACGCCUACGAUUUCUCUCGUCAAAUGCCUAGAACUCGGGCCAGUAAUCGGGCGGCCGCUGGCAACAACCCGCGAGAACUGAAGUACCAGUGCGAGACCCUCGUCAAGAAAUGGACCAAGAUGGAGCCCUACAACACGAUGCACGACCGGGAGAUGAUUGUGGACCAGGCGGCCGCCAACUGGCAGUACAACGUGUGGCCGUUUCCGGCGACCGAGAUUGGGGUGUCCAACGAAGAUCCGAUCCUGCACGCUUACCAGACGCAGAACGGCCACUUUUAUGAAGAUGAAAUGAUUAUGGAAAUGUCGUCUUCGGAUUCUGACGAUUCGUUU